Messenger RNA from Sparassis crispa, 612 nucleotides. RefSeq lists its product as hypothetical. Gene Ontology annotation, molecular function: 2',3'-cyclic-nucleotide 3'-phosphodiesterase activity. The transcript has 2 exons. Lineage: Eukaryota; Fungi; Basidiomycota; Agaricomycetes; Polyporales; Sparassidaceae. Gene Ontology annotation, biological process: cyclic nucleotide metabolic process. The coding region runs from base 1 to 612 and encodes 203 amino acids. The record is from RefSeq and is a predicted model, not a curated record.
AUGGGUUCGUGCACAUCUUUGUGGCUCGUACCAUCGUCAACCAUCGCAUCGAAGAUCGAGAGGUUGAUGAGGAUAUCUCCCCCAAGCGCCAAAUCUCCGUCUUCAUUCCCCAGGUUUGAUCCUCACAUCACCCUCACCACUGUCCCGCCGAGCACAGAACUGUCCCGCCUCCUCGAAGCGAUCCCGGAAGCGACAAGCGUCAUACCCGUCCGCUUCAAGUCGUUGGAUGUCGGCGACAAGUACUUCAUGUCAGUGUAUGUGUCCGUGCAUGAGUCCCCGGAGCUCAUGGCGUUGCGGACACAUCUACGGCAGACCCUUGGCGAACGGACGGUACCUCCCAUCUCGCACAUGUCACUCUACUACAUCGACGAUGCCGAUCGGGAAGAGCGUGCGCAUGUUGCAGAGACAUUGCGAUCGACUGGGAGUGUAGUCGAAAUUGCAGAUGGUGUUAUGUUAAACUGCCAGCCGCUUCCCGUUGAAGGAUCUGCCGCAGAAGACGGCAACGGUAAUGGGCUCGAAGGCUUCGAUGGGGCCGAAAUCUGGGUUGCAAAGUGUGAUGGACAUCCUCGAGAAUGGGCAAUCCUUCACAAGGUUCCUCUUUGCCCUGCUUAA